GACAGUUUCCUAAUGGGCCACAAUACAUACCACCACGCACGUGAAUGCGUGCCACAUCCGCGUUGCGCCGCCGCUCCGGUUCUCCCACCAACGACGAGGGCCGAUGAAUUAUCCGCCGCGGUGGACCACUCUGGCCUCCUCAAAGACAGACCGACAAAUCCCCCACUUUCUGCUCGACCCCUCUACCGUCUCCUCCUCAGCUUACCAUCCUCAUCUACACAAACCUCGGUUCUAAAAACUCUCGAAAUCACUCGGAGUAAAAGUCAUCUCUGACGCCCAAAGUCCCAAUUGACGCCAUGUCCCUCGAAUUUCCAUGGUCAGAGCUAAAAGCGGAGACGCUCCGUCGCGCAUGCCAUGAUUUAGGAGCGAGCGCGAGGAAGACAGGCUCGAGAGAGCUUGCUAUCGAGUUUCUGAGGAAGGUGGAGACAAAAGGACUUGAGGUUGCCCUAAAAGAGCAUGAAGCCGAAGUCGAAGCAGACACAACUGCGCCAAAACCACCUCGCGCGAAGCGUAGUCGACCCACGGACGAUGAGAACGGCGACGAAACAACAGAACCCAUCACAGAGGGUCGUCCAAAACGCAGCAAGGCAGUGGCAGCGGCGGCCGAGAAAGAAAAGGAGAAAGAGACGGCUCCAACGGGGAGGCGAGGGAGGAAGAAGGCGGAGGUGUCGGUCCCGCCUGUGAGCAAGAAGGGGAGGGGCCGACCAAAGAAGGUGAAGGAUUCCGAGGCUGAGGACGCAGAAGAUAAAGAGGACAUUGAGAAAGAAGAGGAGAAGGAAGGUGUGAAUGGCGGUGUGAAUGGUCUGUCGCUGGCCGAGAAUGGGUCGGGCGGAGAUGCUGAGAUGGAGGAUGGAGAGGCCGACGCAGAGGGCGAAGCAGAUGCAGAGGGUGAGCCGGAUGGUGAGUAUGAAGCUGCUGGCGUCUUCACGAAGGAGACAGCGACAGAAGGCCUUGUGCCGAUGAAUUCAUUGGAUGCUGCAGGACCUAUCGAGGGAGUAGAGAUCACUACGACUACGGUCAUCGAGACUGUCGAGACUGCUACCACCGCAUAAAUCGCAGUUGAAUCGUUCUCCUCCGGCUAGGAGAUCUUUGCUCAACUUCGAUACAUGAAAUGGGCAUCCAUCGGCUGCCUUGCCUUUCGAACUUUUCUCUGUUCUUUGUUUCUCACAUGGGCUACCGCUGUCACGAAUGUCGUUCUGGUUGCCAUCCUGCUUACCCUCUCUUCCUCGCUCGAAUUGCACGUUACGAACUGCACACGUACUUUACAUCGUUUUUGAUAGUGCACUGUGUAAUUAUUCCGUUCCAUCUUUGCAUGAAAUCGCCAACGCCAAUACGCUAUAGACUCAAAUUCUCC
Molecule: messenger RNA, 1354 nt
Organism: Stereum hirsutum FP-91666 SS1
Lineage: Eukaryota; Fungi; Basidiomycota; Agaricomycetes; Russulales; Stereaceae
Exons: 3
Coding region: 297-1052 (251 amino acids)
Source: RefSeq, a predicted model, not a curated record